Molecule: messenger RNA, 1632 nt
Organism: Uranotaenia lowii
Lineage: Eukaryota; Metazoa; Arthropoda; Insecta; Diptera; Culicidae
Product: mucin-2-like
Exons: 3
Coding region: 87-1607 (506 amino acids)
Source: RefSeq, a predicted model, not a curated record
GUUGACCGGUGUCGACUAUUAAUCUAAGAUUAGAUUUUUUGAAAUUACGAAAUCAUUAGUUUUUUUUUAAAUUGGGUGCUGGGGUAAUGGAAACGAAAAUGCAAAUAAUUUGCAAAAUAGUGAUUCUGGUGCUUCUGUCCGGCUGCAUUCAGGCUGCCAGUGAUACCGAUGAUUUCACCAUUGAUGUGAAACAGAAGGAUGCUGAAUCGUAUCAUGAGCAAAGUGUCAAGAAAAACGAAUUCAACUAUGGCUACCAGGUGCAGAAGGAGAACAGCCAGUUCCAGCACAAGGCCAAGGGUCCGGAUGAUGUAACGUACGGAUGUUACGGGUACAUCGACCCGGAUGGUGAAAAGCAUCUGGUAUAUUAUGUGGCCGAUCGGCUUGGCUAUCGACUGGUGGCGCCCAACACGCCGACGAAGAUUUUCACCGAACGUGUCGCUAAUAGCAUUAACCAACUGAACAACGAUCUGAAGGACAGAAAACUGGACGAAAAGGUGGUCGCUUGGAACGAUCUUUAUUUGCCCGACUCCUGCCGUAGGCUGAAUGAAAUUCUCACAAUUACCACCCCGGCUCCAAAGUUCACAACACCAAACUUCGGCAACAACAAUAAUUUUGGCAACAAUAAUAACUUUGGCAACACUCUUCCACCGAAAUUUCCACCACCUGGCGCAGGAGGAGAUAUUAAUGUUGGAGGCUCUAAUAAUGGUAACUCGGUAGUGGUGGCGCCACCUACGUUGCCACCGGUGGCAACAACUAGAAGUCCACCAGUAGUAACUACCAGAAGUCCGCCAGUAACGCGACCAAAUUUGUCGGAUGGCGGUCAGGUUACGUCGAAUAAUAACAAUAUUCCCGAUUAUCCUUUGGUUCCUCCAGAGGAAACUCCUCAACAAGGCACAACUCAAAGAACAACAACUGUUGAAGUUACUACACCUCAAACAACAGUUCGUUCUACGCCAGAUAAUUCACAAAAUACUACACCGAGGCCAACACCAAGCUCUACCCCAAAUUAUAACACCAAUACCUCGCCAAGCACCCCGAUCAAUACUCCACCAAACUCAACUCCGACCGGAAACAAUCAGUGGAACUAUUCUCCGCCAACUCCGGAAUCUCCUGACAACGGCUACGUCUACUCUACACCAAGCAACGACAACUUCCCAGAUGAAACCCCGGCUCCUCAUCCUCCAUCCGGAUGUCCGGCCUACCCACCGAAUCUAGGGCCCUACAACGGUUACGUCUACCCCAUCAACGGAGGUGACUGUGGCCUCACGCAGCAGAACGUUCUGGCCCUGAUGACUCAGAUGGAAACCCUCAACGCCCAGGUGCUGGACCUAACCGCUAACCUUCAUGCCCUGCAGCAAGCCAUCCGAAACGACACUCUCUCGUCGGCACCUUCCAGCUGUCAAAGUUGGCUCAAUCGCCAGUACGGUCCGCUACUUAUCUAUGUGCCCAUCCUCCUUCCCUACGGAUCGUUCUCGUCGGCCUUUAAUGCCGGAGGUCGAACGGGGUUCGCGACCUCCGCCACUUUUGGCACCCAACAACAACCGGCACCAAAUCUGAUUAACCCUGCCAGCUACGCGUUUCAAACGAUGUGCAAAGACUGUCGGUAAAUAAAAGAGAGUUGAAGUGUUGACU